Messenger RNA from Penicillium pulvis, 4962 nucleotides. RefSeq lists its product as uncharacterized. The transcript is spliced from 3 exons. NCBI's taxonomy places the organism in Eukaryota, Fungi, Ascomycota, Eurotiomycetes, Eurotiales, Aspergillaceae. The record is from RefSeq and is a predicted model, not a curated record. Bases 1 to 4962 code for a protein of 1653 amino acids.
AUGGAGAUCCGCGUGGAUUUACAGCCCCAGAGAUUACUGGUUCAUCCGACUACUCUCGCCAAGCAUUUGCAAGCCAUCCUCAAGAGUGACACUUCGCAAGAAAAUAUCAACCGCAUCAACACGCAAAUUCUUCAUCAGACCCAAAAUGAGGCAGCUACAUGCACUGUCUACCAAGUGUGGUUAUUUCUCGCUUGGCGAUAUUCACCGCACCUUCUGCCGGCUGCUCUGCGUGACCAGACAUCUGCCGGAGUCCGCAAAGCAGGUAUCAAAAUCUUACGGCACAUAUUUAGCAGACCCUCGCAGCAAGUGCGUGGCUGGAGUCUUCUUGGAGGUGUCCAGGGAAUCAAGGCUAUUCUUGAUGGACUCCCACUUGCUGAAGUGCGUUUACUCAUUCGGGCCAUUUCCCAGCCUGGUCACGACUCAGACAGUGAAUUGCUAGCGACAUAUUUCGAUGAACUUGUGGCUCUGACCGACUCAUCAGAGAAUUGGACUACGAGAUCAAUUUCGCGAUAUGUGGCUCCGUUGUAUGCACACUGCAGUGCACGGAAGGUCACGGAGGUCUUAAAAUCUGGGAUUCCCAGAUCUGGGGCCUUCUGCCGCCAUCUCGGUCGGACGCACCCUGAUCUCUUGCGACAGAUCGCGAUUGGUGCAGUGGAGGUACCUCUCUCUGUGCGUCAGUAUACCUUGGGGACGUAUUCAGAUAUUUUAUUGCGAUCAAAUGAACCGUAUAGUCAGGUUCAUGCCACCGUAAUUUACUCUGGCAAUCUUGUUGGCCUGACAUUUGGUAUGGACCUAUUGUCGCAAAUCAAAUCCAAUGAUCCUGCCCUACGCACAAAUGGGCCCUUCAUUCGCAAAUGGACUGGACUAAUUCUAAAUCUGGCGAUUCGUCGAAAAGUGCCAUUUGAUGAUAUCAUGCCUAUUAUCAACUUCAGCUUAGAAAUGUGCCGAAGUGCAGAUUCUUCCAAUUGGUUAUCUCAGAACCUUACCAAGGAGGUCAUUCGGUGCUGGUCGGUAGCACGUUUCGGCGGUUUUGGAGUUGAACACCCAUUCGAUAAGGUCAUGAAACAAGUCGGACCUUCAUCUCCUUCCCGGCCUGGGGCUACUAACCAAGCUGCACUACGGCAGUGUCUAAUAGAGCAGGUGUUGUCAACCAGAGACGAACGGUUUUCCGUGCAGGUGAGAUUUGCAGAGCUCAGCCACCAAUUAAGUCUACUGCUCUCAUAUGUCCACAUUGACGGAAGACUCGAAUUUCUUCAGCUACUCUGCAAGCAUUCACCCACUUUAAACUUUGAUCUCACAGUGUGGCCCCCUUCGGCAGAAGAACGGAAGCUCUUCCCGGUCUGGUCGUACCAUGUUUUGUGCAGAUUGCCCAAUUCUCAUUCGAAGUCGCUCUUCGAACGGUCACUACAUAAUCAAAAUUGCGACACGUUUAUACCGGACGACCUAGUGGAGCGGAAUUCUUGGGCGUUGGAUUGGGCAUCGCAAUGCUCUCUGUGGGCAGGUUGGGAGUGCUCAACUGCCACAAGAAGUGAUGGCUUCCCAGUAACCCACAAAGCUCUCGCUGACAUGAAGCAACGAGCAGCACGUGGCCGAGAAUCAGACGAGCGAUUACUUUGGGCAAAUGCGGCAAUACAUCUUGCCUCGGAGACAAAGUGUGUGGACAUUUUCUGCGACUUGGUGGAUUGGAGUAAACGAUUUUUACGAGACCAAAAAGUCUUCCCUCGUAUCUUGACCGCGGUCUAUUCGAAGGCCGGAAAGAUUCUCUCCUGUGGAGUCUAUACGCUACCUACAAAGCCUGCAUCAGAAUCCAACCUUCAAGUUGAGGUUCACAGGGCAAAUCUGACUUUGAAGGACCUACUUGAAAGCAUACUACUUUUGCUUCGUGAACCUUGGGCUUCAAAUAUGAGAUCUAUGACAUCCGGGGUGGAUUCCAUGUUCUCCGAUAUCCUCCGUCGGAGGAUAGACGCGGUUCAAUCCUAUACGGCUGACUGUGUAGCGACUGAGUCGAAGCUGGUUGAGAUACUUCUCUACUCUUUGCUACCCAUUAUCAUUGAAUACGAAUCUCGAGCAAAUCCGGAAGAACAGACGGCCUUUUCCUGGAGCGGUCCAUCAGGGUUAAUCCGGAAUUUCAGAUGCCCCGAUCGCCCGAACAGGGUCGAGCUUGCCUUUAUUGACCGACUUGGAAGGGAACGUGAUUGCCUUUGGGCAGAUAUACGGGCUUGCAGGAACCCCGAUGUCUUGGUUUUAGAUCCUGGUUGGCCUCGCGGGCUUCCACUCCAAUACUUGGCGCCAGAUAAAGCAUGGUUGUACCAUGCCUUGAAGAAUUCUGAAGAAGCACCAUUCCUGUCUUCGAGGUCUCAUGAACUUCUGUUUAGCCCACGAGACACUAUCGUCGCCUCGUUACCUCAAGACAUAGAGGCCGUCGGUAGCUUUGUGGAUGAUUUGGGCUUUGCAGUUCAUGCUACGAUUUCUCGUGGGGAACAACCAGACAAAGAGAAUUGGGUGAGACGAAUCUGGGAGCAUUAUUCGUCAGCUUUGCUGAAACAUCCACUGCAGCUUGAGCUUUUUCAAGAAUGGCUAGUCAGGAUCCUUCAAAGCUUUGAAUAUAAUCACGCGGAGGAGACAUUUGAUACAGCCGAGGCCAUCAAAAUUAUACAGCCUCCUAUCGCAGCCCCUGUCCCACUAAUAUCGAAUGUUCCAGUUGGAUCGGAUAUGACAGAAUGGGAUCCACAAGAAGAUUUUGAGCAUGUGAUGGAAUCCUGCAAGCCUUUAAUUGACGCCAAAAGACCGAAAUUAAUACCAUGCAUCGUUCUCAAUUCUCUAAUUCGAACCAGCAGACGAGUUGCAGAUGGGGUUGUACGCACCACGAAAAUCAAGGGCAGACCAGGACCCAAUCCCUUAGCACUUUGGUUGACAGAUUCUUCAUCCGCUGCCACAGGAAAAACCCGCACUCUUGACAAUCAGGAAGCAGUGAUUUUGUCAGCUCUACUUUUUCUGGAUACCUCCACCCCAGAUUCACGACUCCUGCGGUCGAGGUUCCCUGACAGCGAACAUCCUCGUUACGGACCGACAUAUUUGGCCGACGAGUUCAUCACCCGAGUGACCAAAGCAGAGUCUCAAGAUCCGAUGAUUGAAGCAGUCGAUGCCUUGAAGAAGAACAAAAAGCACGUCCCUGCUCAGAUUUUGCGAGACCUUAUCUGUUCUUUACUAGAUACACUGAAGGCAUCGCCGAGUUCUUCAAAGUAUCCAAUGCUCCUGCAUUGCACGUUAGGAUUGAUUGAGAUACUAUUGAAUGGCAGUCAACCCCAACUUGUGCUCGAAGUGGCAUUGAGAUUAUGGAAGGAUUUCCCCAAUGAUUCCUCCAGCCAUCGAAAGGUGAGCCUCGUGAAGAUUGGAAGGUGCCUCACGCCAGAUCAAGCCAGCGGCAUAGUUCAAAGCCUCGUCGCCUAUGCAUGUGAUACAGUGCAAAACACACAAGCUACGGGCGAUAGCUCCGAAACCCCGGUAAUGAAAGUCACUACCGUCAAAAUGCUCGCGCAGAAUCUUUCCAGUGCGGACUUCGUUCCGCUUGCUAUUCGGGUGGACCUUCUCGAGAGGCUGUUCUACUCUAGAAAGCAUCUUGACAUUCGAGUGGAGAUAGUCAAGUCUCUGCUCAAAAUGGUCAGCCAAGAUAACAAGGCUCGCGUAUUCAAAAUUUUAUCUACGAUUUCCUUGUCAGCUGCAGGACCUAGUGAAAGGGACUGGCUUACCGAUAUUGACUGGCGCGCAGCGGAAGCCGGCGGCCCCUUGCCUCCCAUCCACUCUGAGCGCCCAAUCCUCACCUUGCUUGUCGGAGCUGCGUACUGUGAAUUCUCAAAAGAGCUAUAUUCGGAUUAUGUUCAAACAGUAGUGUUGCCUUUGUUGACAGAGUCUAUCCGCCAACACACCAGAUGGAUGACCCUCUUACUCUCACGGCUCAACCUUUCUCUGUCAAAUCUUGGUUUGACGGAGACAGACAUUGGCCCUUUCCGUUUCGGUCUAAUUGAAUCAGUUUUCCGGGAGUGGACACGCUACAUCCCGGCGACAUACUUGCAGUAUCGUCGCAGCUUCGAUUUUGUUUAUCUACAUCGUGAUUCUUUCAACCAAGUUGCUGAAGCACUUGACUUGUCCACGGACCCGAUAGUAAAGAAUGGCAACGUGCUGGGUCACUUGAACGCCCUGAUCGAGAACCACCACUAUCGACGUCCUUUGAGUUACGCCAGUCAAUUCUUAUCUGUCAUAGGUCCAAAAGAACCAAAAGUCAUCCCCGAUGAGCUUUUCCUUGAGGACUACAUGUCCCGAAUCGAAGUGUUCAGCAGAUCGCCAUUCGUGUACAAUUCUUCCUUAAAGAGGUACAACAUUCACCCAAGCUAUACGUUGGAGGCUUUAAAGGGGUUGAGGAAGGCUGCUCGGUCCCUCAGCGACAGUACAUUUGUCAGGAAGCUUAUGGUUGGUAUCGUCGAUGCUGCUGAACGACAACGGAAAGGAGGCUGGUCACCUGGUUUGACGGCUCAUCCUGUGACUGUCCCAUCUGCAUUUGAGUAUGGGGUUCAACUACUUCCGUGGGGAUCUCGCAACCCAGAAUCAUCCAUUUUGGACCUGCAAGGAUUCGCUUCGGGGAUUCUGGAGAUGAUCUCCAAGUAUGCUGCAGACCCAGUAUUGCUCAUCAAGAUCGAUGUUUUUGCGCCGAUCCUGGAAGAAGUUAGGAAAGAUGAUAAGGUACCAUGUGCUCUGUUGCUUGGAGAGGACCUCGGCGAUCGAAAUGAUCAACACUGGCUCGUCAAGGAAUGGGCGAAGGUUACAUUGUCAAUGAUGGUUUUGAAGGCCGCGAAGAAGGUAAAUGCGCCACUAGACGGGAGUGUAAUGGGUAUGGUGGAGAGAUGGAAGGGUAGUGAUAUCGAGAUGAUCCGGCAGAUUGCAUGGGAGUUUGAUUGGGGAAUCUGA